UAUCGAUCUGUACAGAUCGAUGCCUCCCCGUCAUCGAAGAAGCGUGAGACGUGUUUGUCAUGUGUCAUGCAGUCUCGCUGGCGGUCAGCUGACAAAUCCGUUUCGCUUGUGAUGUGAAGUUCUUGUGUUUGGCGCGUCUACCCGCGUUUCUUCGUACUUACGUCGAAUGAAUGCCACGCUAUGCUUCACCCAGGAGGAUCAUGGCCGUCGUUAACUCGGUUCUGAAGCUGUUGCAGAGGCAGACGUACACCUGUCUGUCUCACCGGUACGGGCUCUACCUCUGCUUCGGGGGACUGGUGUUAAUGAUUGUUUCCGCCUUUCAGUUUGGAGAGGUGGUGGUAGAGUGGAGCCGGGAUCAGUAUCAUGUGCUGUUCGACUCCUACAGGGACAAUUUGGGUGGGAAAUCAUUCCAAAACAGACUUUGUCUGCCUAUGCCUAUUGAUGUUGUGUACACAUGGGUCAACGGGACUGACUCUGGCCUGCUGAAAGAGCUGAAGGAGGUCAAAGAACAGCUGGAAGAGGAGCAAAGAGCACUGAAGGAACGUCUGGGAAAAAACAUGAACAACACAACAGAAGUGCCAAAAGAUAGUGUUAAGCCCGAGUGCCUGCUGUCCCACUGCAUCGUGGCGCCCAUGCUGGCGCUGGACCCCGCCCUGCCAGCCAACAUCACGCUUAAAGAGUUACCGACGGUCUCUGCUUCCUUCUCCGUCGCCAAAGGGCUGAUGAUCAUGUACAAACCCUUCCACCCCCCCACCGCCGUCUCUGUGGUCGUCUUCCAGUCGCAGGCUGACGCUGAUAAAGCCUACACAGAUUUGUCUAAAGGAGUCCAGAAAUUCUCCGUGUCCAGAUGUUACCUGACGACAGAUAAAGAGGCUCCAGGUCUGAUCCGCAUGCAGUCUUUGGCCUAUCUGAGCGGCUUCCCCUCAUCGUUCAAGGAGAAGGAGCAGCUGCGGGUCAAACUUCCUUCAGUCGUUACCAGCAAGAUUAAAGAGUUUGAGUUGUACUCUGAAGCCAGUAUCGCUCUGCUCCAUCUGAGAAGCCCACAGGAUUUCACCGAUCUGACCCAGCAGGCUAAGAAGAACCUGACGCUAGAUGGGAAAGAGUUAACAGUUAGCCCCGCCUACUUGUUUUGGGACCUCACUGCUAUUUCACAGUCUAAACAAGAUGAAGAUGUGUCAGCAAGCCGAUUUGAGGACAAUGAGGAGCUUCGCUAUUCGCUGCGCUCGGUUGAGAGACACGCCCCCUGGGUGCGACACAUCUUCAUCGUCACUAAUGGCCAAAUACCGUCCUGGCUCAACCUGGACAACCCCAGGGUUACAGUUGUCACACAUCAAGAUAUCUUCUUGAACACCAGCCACCUUCCCACUUUCAGCUCUCCUGCCAUAGAGACCCACAUCCAUCGGAUCCCAGGACUCUCCCAGAGGUUUAUUUACCUUAAUGACGAUGUGAUGUUUGGAGAAGACGUCUGGCCAGAUGAUUUCUACAGCCACUCCAAAGGACAGAAGGUGUACCUGACUUGGCCUGUUCCCAACUGUGCAGAGGGCUGCCCAGGAUCCUGGAUCAAAGAUGGGUAUUGUGACAAAGCUUGUAACAACUCUGCUUGUGACUGGGAUGGAGGAGAUUGCCUGGGGGCAGGCGCGAAUGGCCGGUUCCCUGCAGGUGUCGUUGGACAAGGUGGAGGUGGAGGACAGGUGUGGCAGUUUGCCGCUGGUCUGGGAGGCAUCGGAGGGACGCUGUACUGCAAUCAAGGCUGUGCUAACUCAUGGCUGGCAGACAAGUUCUGUGAUCAGGCCUGCAAUGUGCUCUCCUGCGGAUUUGAUGUAGGCGAUUGUGGCCAAGAGCACUUUGGAGAGCUGCACCGUGUCAUCCUUCGCAGGAACCAGACUCUGUACGUUCUUCCUCUGGGAGAGACCAAACCGUAUUUCAGCUUUGAGAAGAUAGCUCGCCGAAUCUCCGAGGCUCACGUCAGCGACAACCCAGUGGUCCGCCACACAUCCGUUGCCAACAAGUGGAAGACCAUUCACCUGCUGAUGCACCCCGGCCACAACGCCACCCAGAUCCAGUACAACAUCACCUUCCAGAGAGACGAUGAGACCGAGUUUGUGAUGAGCUUUAGUGUAGCUGUCGACACACGGGAGGUUUCUCCAGCCAAUGCAUCCGACACCGCCAGCAAAGAGGCCGGUAAAGAGGCCACACCGCCCUCCACUCCUGAGCCCGUCUUCCCGUUCUCAGAUAUCCCCAAGGAAAAACAAGGACCACAUAUAAAGAGGAGACAUCCCGUUGAACCCGAGGCUGUCGUAGAGGUCCCGUCUUUAAACGUGUCCCUUUUACCUGCUGUCGUUCGCGGUGAGCUUCAGAAGCUGGAGGAAAAGCUUUUGUCCGGUGACAUUACUGUGAAAGGUUAUAACUUCACCAAGGCUGAACUUCUAAAACCUUUUACAUUCCUGGCUGAAAAGCAAGAGCGCAUCCGCUUUCAGGGAAACCCCAAUAACGAUUUUAAAGAAGUGCAGCUGAAGGGAAAAGUUCCCACAGAAGCUGGAAAUGUUUCUAAACAGUCAAAGAAGGAAAAAUCCAAGAAAGCUGUGGGUAAACCGAGCACUCCUCUCAUUCCUGUCAACAUUGAUGGCAAUUUGAACGAUUUUGUAAGUCCUGCAGUCGAGAAACCCAAGACUUCCAAACUUUUAAGCAGCAUCUCCCAAAAGAAAAAAGCAGAGAUUGGGAGUGAGGCGGCCAACGCUCCUCCGGUCAGACGGAGGCUCCAGCACUUCAUCUCCUCAGACCGAGGCUUCCUGCCAUGGGAGAGAAGGAAAUAUUUCCAGUCCUUACUUGAGGAGGAAGAGCGUCUUCAGAGCGAGCUGUCGUAUCAGACAGAUCCUGCUGCUACGUGGCGAAAGCUGCAAGACACCUUUGCUGAUUCGCUGCGCUACGUCAACAAGCUGCUCAACAGCCAGUUUGGAUUUGUGUCCCGAAAGGUCCCAGCGCACAUGCCUCACAUGAUAGACCGUCUCAUCAUGCAAGAGCUGCAGGACACAUUCCCGGAGGAGUUUGACAAGACGUCAGCCCACCGUGUUCGCCACUCUGAGGACAUGCAGUUUGCUUUCUCCUACUUUUAUUUCCUCAUGAGCGCUCAGCAGGAGCUCAACGUCACAGAUGUGUUUGAUGAGAUCGACACCGAUCACUCGGGCGUUCUGUCGGACCGCGAGAUUCGAACUCUUGCUACGAGGAUACACGACCUUCCUCUGAGCCUCCAGGACUUGACUGGUCUGGAACAGAUGCUGAUCAACUGCUCUAAGACACUCCCAACUAACUUGACUCAGCUCCACCUGGUCAGCCCCACUCAGGAAGCCUAUUAUGAUCCGAGCAUGCCUCCCGUCACUAAAGGCCUGAUUCUCCACUGUAAGCCUAUCACCGAACAGAUACACAAAGCCUUCAAAGACCAGAAUAAAUACAAGUUUGAAAUAAUGGGAGAGGAGGAGAUAGCUUUUAAAAUGGUGCGAACCAACGUCUCCCACGUGGUCGGACAGCUGGACGACAUCCGAAAGAAUCCCAAAAAGUUCAUAUGUCUGAACGAUAACAUUGACCACAGCCAUAAGGAUGCAGCCACAGUGAAAGCAGUGCUGAGGGAUUUCUAUGAGUCCAUGUUCCCGCUGCCGUCCCAGUUUGAGCUGCCCAGAGAGUACCGCAACCGGUUCCUGCACAUGGAGGAGCUCCAAGAAUGGCGCGUGUAUCGCGACAAGCUCAAGUUCUGGACCCACUGUGUCCUGGUGACGCUGGUUGUCUUCACUGUGAUGUCCUUUUUUGCAGAGCAGCUCAUCUUGCUAAAGAGAAAGCUGUUCCCAAGACGCAGAGUGACUGGCAACCCUGAGCGGGUGUGAAAGAGGAAGACCGUCUUCUCUGUUAUGAAAUUCACCCUUCUCUCUUUUUCUGAGUGGAUCCAAACUUGUUUUCAUUGCGGAAACGGGAGGCAAAAGUCCUGCAUUCAGGGUUGAUUCAGAACAAACUGAGGCUCCUGUCAGACUGAGACGGUUAUAGCUGGGUUCUGGCAACUGAAGGAGAAAAAAACCAGACAGAAAGUCCAUCUAAAUCUCUUUUUUUUCUUAACAGGGACCGUUAGAAAAUACUUCUUGCAUCCUCUUUUCUCCUGUACCGCCUUUAUAAUCCGGCUUACAAAUGAACUUUUAAAGCUGUUGCAGGAGAUUUUUUUUUUAAAUUUAAAACUCCACAAACUGCAGCUAUAUUUUUAGUGGUGCCAACCAAUGAGUGUUUAUUUUUCUUCCUUUUUUGGUCAUCAAAUAUAUUGGAGUAAAAAAACAAACAAAAAUAAAAAAAUAUUCCACUUUUGAAUUUUUUUUGAUAUUUUUGAACUGUUAAUUGGAGCACCAUUUUUAGGUUUUAGGGUUCAUUUUAAGACAUGGAUAGGAAUCAUUUGCCUUUUUUCAAAAACAAGAUGACUUUAAGUGCCUUCAUUGUCUAUUCCUUAUUGUUUUUAGUGCUUUUUCUUAGUGACGUCUUAAACACGUCUGUGGGUUUACAAUAAGAAUGAAUGGGCAUCAGAAUAAUUUGAGGAUUAUUAUUAAAAUGGUACAGAUGUGAUUGUUUGAGCUACACGUAUUAGCCGCCUGCAUGUGUGUCCCCGUGGGACUCGACGGGCUCGCUGCUGUCUGAAAUUCAGACCUCCUCAGCAUGUCCUGUAACUUAUUUUGAUAGUAUUAUUGUGACAGCACCUCUUCUGAAUGCAGGAAUGUAGAAUUGUCCUCAUAAAUUGCUUGCCAUGUGUUUGAAAAUGUCUGUUUUUGGAGAACGACUACGAGAAGCUGUCAGCAUCUGGAAACAAUGGUUUGAGGUGAAGGAUCUGUCACUAAUGUCAAACGUGAGGCAGGCGAAAGCCUGCGUCUGGAAGUGAGGUUUCCUCGUGUUUCAUCUAAAUGGAAUAAAUGUCAUUUGGGUUAUUCA
Oryzias latipes (Japanese medaka) is the source of this 4953-nucleotide messenger RNA. RefSeq names its product N-acetylglucosamine-1-phosphate transferase subunits alpha and beta (gene gnptab). Lineage: Eukaryota; Metazoa; Chordata; Actinopteri; Beloniformes; Adrianichthyidae. Gene Ontology annotation, molecular function: UDP-N-acetylglucosamine-lysosomal-enzyme N-acetylglucosaminephosphotransferase activity; calcium ion binding. Gene Ontology annotation, cellular component: Golgi apparatus. The record is from RefSeq and is a predicted model, not a curated record. Gene Ontology annotation, biological process: carbohydrate phosphorylation; N-glycan processing to lysosome.